AUGCCUCUGAUGCACCAUAUUUCUGCAUCUUUGAGAUUCAAACUCUUCGGAAUUCGUUUCUCCUGUCCUCAAUUGCGUUUCCUAUUGGCCCAGCUGAUACAUGUAGAGGCAACGUCGGAAGAUGAUGUUACUACGAUUUGUAAUUCAUUUAGAAGAGGUUGGAGUUGGGAUAUCAUAAGCAGAAAGUUUGAUUCUUUUGAAUUGAAUGAUGCAACUGUGGAGAGAGUGCUGAUUGAGUUGAAGGAACCGCAUGAUGCCAGAAGUGCAUUGGGUUUUUUUCAUUGGUCAACAAAGAAGAAGAACAUUGAGCAUGGGGUUCGAUCUUACUGUUUAGCAAUCCAUAUUCUGGUCAGAGCCAAAUUGCUCAUGGAUGCUCGAGCACUACUUGAAUCACUUCUGAAGCAAAACAAGGAAAGUUCUUGGGGGUUUUUAAUUGUGGAUUCACUGCUUGACAGCUAUAAGGAAGGACAAUUGGAGAAAAUUGCAAGGACAUUGGAUCAGAUAAUGGGGAAGAGAAGCUAUCCUUCAGUGAUUGUCAAUGCGUACUUAAUUUUCAGGGUUUUAGAAGAGGGAAGAAUUGAAGAAAGCAUGGUAAUGUUGAAGAGACUGUUGCAAAAGAACAUGAUUGCUGAUUCAGUUGCUUACUCUUUAACUGUUUACGCCAAAGUUAAGAUGGGAGAUUUGGAUUCAGCACGGCAGGCAUAUGAAGAGAUGAUCACCAGAGGUUUCCAAGCAAAUAGUUUCCUUUACACAUCAUUCAUAGGCGCGUACUGUGAAGAGGGCAGAAUUGAAGAAGCAGAAAUUUUAGUCCAAGUUAUGGAAAAAGUAGGCUUGAAGCCAUAUGGUGAGACUUUUGAUCAUCUUAUCAAGGGAUGCGCAGAAACAGGGUGGUUGGAUAAGUGCUUGAGUAACUAUAAGCAAAUGUUGAGAGCUGGGCUUAUUCCCAGUUGUUUGGCAUUCAAUAAGAUGGUAGGAAAGCUCUGUGAAAGAGGGGAUGUGGCACAGGCGAAUGCCAUGUUGACAACCUUGUUAGAUAAAGGGUUCGUUCCCAAUGAUUUAACAUACUCUCUUUUGAUAGACGGUUAUGCUAAAAAGGAUGAGAUUCAGGAAGCUCUGAAGCUAUAUUAUGAAAUGGAGUACAAAUCUCUGUCUCCUGGAUCAUCUGUUUUCACGUCACUGAUACUGAGCUUCUGUCGUAAUGGAAAUUUGGAAGCUGCAGAGAAGUAUCUGAGGAUUAUGAAAAGUCGCUCCCUAGCCCCCAGUGCAGCUGCAUAUCAGACGCUAAUUGGUAGCUACCGGCAGAAUGGUGAUAGAAAAAGAGCUCUUCACUUUCAAAAUGAAAUGGCUUCUUUUGGAUUGUAAGCGUAGAAAUUGUGCUAAUGCGAACAAGUAGUGCAGUUAAACUUUUUCAGAGCCAAUUACUUCUUACUGUUCUGGACUGAUCACUGAUGUUCCGGACUUCCCUAGGAAAUUAUCAUUUUUAACUUAGAAUUCCUUUGAAAUUGAAACUGUUUCUGCCUGUCAAUGUAAUCGAGGAGUUGGUAGAAAAUCAUUUAAGAUGAUUUGAACUU
Messenger RNA from Neltuma alba, 1571 nucleotides. Its product is annotated as pentatricopeptide repeat-containing protein At1g66345, mitochondrial-like. Bases 1 to 1362 code for a protein of 453 amino acids. Gene Ontology annotation, molecular function: protein binding. Lineage: Eukaryota; Viridiplantae; Streptophyta; Magnoliopsida; Fabales; Fabaceae. The transcript is spliced from 2 exons. The record is from RefSeq and is a predicted model, not a curated record.